Cuscuta campestris is the source of this 1087-nucleotide messenger RNA. NCBI's taxonomy places the organism in Eukaryota, Viridiplantae, Streptophyta, Magnoliopsida, Solanales, Convolvulaceae. The record is from the annotation of a GenBank genome assembly.
GCCGCAUUGGAGACUGUGAAAAGUCAAAUGAGAAAUUAAUUUUAGGACGGAGGGAGUAAUUUAUCUUUGGUAAAUGAUAAAGACAAGGAAAAAUAUUUUUUUGGAGAAAGAAAGUAUGGUUUUAGAUGAUGAUAUUAUUGCUAAUCUGAGAUUACAAAAAGUAAUUAAUACUUAUGCAUUUGAAAUUAGAGAUACCAUAAGAAAAAGAUACUUAGAAAAAUGCUCUUGGCAUCUCGAAAAAAUUUUCUACGGCCCCAAAACGAUUCUUUCUUCAUUACACAAAUAAAAAGUACUUAUAUAGUUGAUCGGCGCCCAUUCCGCGGGCCCAGAUGAUGAUGCGAGAUUUGGAUGCCGGCAUGCUGAGGAAUGCCCACAUCUGUAGGAGGUUGGGAGCUGGCUCUACCGAGAGCAACGCCGCUUCCUCAUCUGCGCCCUCGACCUCAGGAGCAUCUUCGCAGGUCUCGUCUAGGAGAGCCACUCGUUGCCGUCCCACUCCUCAGGCCACUCCAGCUACGACCCAGGCGGAUCCGACCCCUGAAUGGGCUAGGAGGAUCCUGGAGCAGCAGGAUACCAUCAUGCAGAGGAUGUCCGAAAUCGGACAGCAGCAGGCAUCCCAGGCUGAGAGCUUUGCUCAGCUUCGGAGGACCUUUACUGGCUUUUACUCGGAUGUGCACAUUGGGCUCACCCCUCGUUCUCCUGAGGGCGAUGAUCCAUCCGCCUCAGUUCCUCCCCCUUCGUGAUCUUCAUAUUAUUUUCUUUUGAAAACUUUUAUUUCUUUUCUUUUAUGAGCAAGAAUUUGAUAAGUUCAUUUUGUUCUUAUUUUAUUCUACAUAUUUUAAGCAUUAUUGCACAAAAAUAGUGAUUUUGAUUUCACACACCUCCUCACACUUAGGUUCUUGGAAAGCGAUUUCUAGGCUUAGGAGAUCCUCAACAGUCCCUUUAUCUUUUAUGACUUUAACUGAGUUGCAGAACUCAGCUGGGUCUGGAGUUCGAUUCAUGACGCUCAUCAUUUUAAAAGUGACAUCUUCAUUGCCUACUCUUAAAGUCAGUUCUCCGUCGUGCACAUUAAUUAAUGCCUUUGCGGUGA